This is a messenger RNA of Lodderomyces beijingensis, 558 nucleotides long. Lineage: Eukaryota; Fungi; Ascomycota; Pichiomycetes; Serinales; Debaryomycetaceae. The record is from the annotation of a GenBank genome assembly.
AUGAAAAGAUUAUUCGGUAAAUACCAUCAACUUAUACUUCGAAAACCGUUGCUAACCAAUAUGAUAAGCACGGGCUUCCUCCUUGGAACAGGAGAUUGUUUAGCACAAACCUUAUUCCCCACGCAACCGGGCCAACCUUAUGACUGGAUCCGUACCUUGCGAGCAGUCUUCUACGGUGGAGUCAUAUUUGCGCCACUUGGAGACAAAUGGUACAAGAUCUUGAAUACCAAGAUUGUUUGGCGCGGUAAAAACGAACGAACCAUGUCUACCAUUCUUCGAGUUGCAGUUGACCAGUUGGUUUUUGCUCCGUUUAUCGGGAUACCGUUAUAUUACGCGUCAAUGACCAUACUAGAGAAUAGACAACCGUAUCUAGACAGGAUUUUGGAAAAGUUCAGCACGAGUUAUUGGCCCACGUUGAGAAGCAAUUGGCUAGUUUGGCCCAUAUUCCAAUGGUUUAAUUUUUAUUUGAUACCUGUUCACUAUCGGUUGCUCGCCGUCAACUUGAUCAGCAUUGGGUGGAACACCUAUCUCAGUUUUGUCUUGCACAAUACAAAGUGA